This is a messenger RNA of Brassica oleracea var. oleracea, 1660 nucleotides long. Its product is annotated as xaa-Pro dipeptidase. The transcript is spliced from 16 exons. Bases 70 to 1551 code for a protein of 493 amino acids. The record is from RefSeq and is a predicted model, not a curated record. Gene Ontology annotation, molecular function: manganese ion binding; metalloaminopeptidase activity. NCBI's taxonomy places the organism in Eukaryota, Viridiplantae, Streptophyta, Magnoliopsida, Brassicales, Brassicaceae.
UGUAUGUCGCACUAGAUCAGCCAAUUAGCCUGAGUUAUUGAGCAAAAUCAACUAUCAUCGCAAAUCGCCAUGUCCUCCCUGUCUCCUCCACCGGUUCCGAUGGAGCUCCACGCCGUGAACCGGCGGAAGCUCUUCGAUUCACUACGCCGUCACUUGUCUAGCACCGAUCGCCCUCUUGAUGGAUUCGUUUUACUUCAGGGAGGCGAAGAGAAGAACCGGUACUGCACUGAUCACGCCGAGCUCUUCAGGCAGGAGAGCUAUUUUGCUUACUUGUUUGGAGUCAGAGAGCCUGAUUUCUAUGGAGCUAUUGACAUUGGAAGUGGGAAGUCUAUCCUUUUUAUUCCAAGGUUGCCUGAUGAUUAUGCUGUCUGGUUAGGGGAGAUAAAGCCAUUGUCUCACUUUAAGGAAACAUAUAUGGUUGACAUGGUUUGCUAUGUUGAUGAGAUUAUCCAAGUCUUGAGUGAACAAUUUAAGGGAUCUGGAAAGCCCCUGUUGUAUCUUUUGCAUGGUCUUAACACCGACAGUGGAAACUUAUCCAAACCUGCCAGCUUUGAGGGGAUUGAAAAGUUUGAGACUGAUUUGACUACUUUGCAUCCUAUUUUGGCGGAAUGUCGAGUUAUCAAGUCAAGUUUGGAGCUUCAACUACUGCAAUUUGCAAAUGAUAUAAGUUCUGAAGCUCAUGUAGAGGUUAUGAGAAAAGUCACACCUGGCAUGAAAGAAUAUCAGAUGGAAAGUAUGUUUUUGCAUCAUACGUACAUGUACGGUGGCUGUAGGCACUGCUCGUACACAUGCAUCUGCGCGACAGGGGAUAAUAGUGCUGUUCUUCAUUAUGGGCACGCUGCAGCUCCAAAUGAUAGGACUUUUGAAGAUGGAGAUUUGGCAUUGCUUGAUAUGGGUGGUGAAUACCAUUUUUAUGCGUCUGACAUAACAUGCUCAUUCCCCGUCAAUGGUAAAUUUACAAGUGACCAGAGUCUAAUCUACAAUGCUGUUCUGAAAGCACAUAAUUCUGUAAUCUCUGCGAUGAAGCCAGGAGUAAACUGGGUGGAUAUGCACAAGUUAGCAGAAAGAAUCAUCCUUGAGUCACUGAAGAAGGGGUCCAUCCUCACUGGAGAUGUAGAAGAGAUGAUGUUAGAACGCUUCGGAGCUGUUUUCAUGCCUCAUGGACUAGGUCAUUUCAUGGGCAUUGACACACACGACACCGGUGGUUACCCAUUGGGAGUAGAAAGACCAAAGGAACCGGGACUGAAGUCAUUACGCACUGCAAGAGAUCUCCUUGAAGGAAUGGUAAUAACGGUGGAGCCAGGAUGCUACUUCAUCAAGGCAUUGCUAGUCCCAGCCAUGGAAAACGCAAAAACUUCCAAGUUCUUCAACCGUGAAACAAUAGAGAGAUUCAAGAACAUAGGAGGUGUCAGAAUCGAAAGCGAUUUGGUCGUUACUGCGAAUGGCUGCAAGAACAUGACGAAUGUUCCAAGGGAGACGUGGGAGAUCGAAGCUGUGAUGGCUGGAGGGUCUUGGCCUCCCGUCACUACAGGAAACAAUACUACAAACUGAUCUUAACUUAUGGAAAUUUAUAAAAAAAACUGGUUUAGAAACUCAAUAAUGAAACCCCCUUUAUAUAAUGGGGAAUAAGAAUCUGAGAACUAUUGGCUACUCUUGUUUA